Molecule: messenger RNA, 756 nt
Organism: Geodia barretti
Lineage: Eukaryota; Metazoa; Porifera; Demospongiae; Tetractinellida; Geodiidae
Source: the annotation of a GenBank genome assembly
AUGGCAGGAUAUUCCGGCGGACGCAAAUCAAUCUGCCCAGGACUGGCUUCCAUCGAGACGAUGAAGGUGCUGCAUGGACCCCAUGUCCUUGAACACCCCAAGGCUUCGGUCGGCAACCUUGAAGGCAAUCCACUUCAUAUCGAAGCCACCGAGAUUGCCUUGAUGGCGGGCGUAGAUUUUAACGUGAAUGUCACAAUCGAUGACCAACGUAGACUAACCGGUAUAUUUGCUGGCGAUAUCGUCGAAUCUCAUUUGGCAGGCGUCAGGUUCGUCGAAAAACAGGUGAAGGUAACAUUGCCAAAGCCUGUGGACGCUGUGCUUGUGUCAAGCGCAGGUUAUCCGCUUGAUACCACGUUUUAUCAAGCCGUCAAAGGAAUACUAGCAGCGGUGGAAAUCGUUAAACCGAAUGGGAGCAUUAUUCUGGUUGCGGAAUGCAGCCAAGGAAUUGGGAGCGGACCUUUCACCGAUUUGAUUUUAAAAACGAAAGACCUAAAACAGUUUAUUCACGAUAUUCACGACCCGGCAAACUUUGUCAUCGACCAGUGGCAAUUGGAGGAGUUGGCAAAAGCUGCCAACAAAGCCGAAAUAUACUGCUAUGCUGAUGGCAUACCGUAUGACCAACUGAAAGACCUAUUUGUGCAGCCAAUCCGAACUCCUGCAGAAGGGAUCGAGUGCGUCCUUUCCAAACAUGGAUCCGAUGCCCAAAUUGCUGUGCUUCCUGACGGUCCCUAUGUUUUAGCGAAAGUUGAAAACUAG